Molecule: messenger RNA, 1507 nt
Organism: Daldinia vernicosa
Lineage: Eukaryota; Fungi; Ascomycota; Sordariomycetes; Xylariales; Hypoxylaceae
Exons: 2
Coding region: 434-1489 (351 amino acids)
Source: RefSeq, a predicted model, not a curated record
CUCUAAUCAUUUAUGCCGGUAUUUAAAAAACGCAAUUCAACCCAAUCUGGAGCACGGAUUUCAGCUAUAUAAGCCAGCCUGCAUAUACGUGAUUUUUUCUAUUCGAGAGGAAAACCCCACGACAUGUACCUUUCGAACCAAGCUACGAACCAAUCCAACAAAUGGCGGGGGCGGAGGGUGUUACCCCAGACGCAGGCACUGCAAGUUUACAAAUAUUGUCAAUAUCUGACGUGGAAAGGUAGCUGAGUAUAGAGCCUCAUUCCAGAAUUAUCCCUCCAAGGUGUUUAAAACGUAAACUACCUACAUAACCUCCCAAUGUCCCGGUCGCAUAUCCAUAUUUCUAACACCGAUUCGCCGCUGCCAAUCUGUCAAGUAGUUCGCUUUCACACUCAAACUAUCAUUUAUACGUCUUCCCAUAACAUCCUUAUUCAGAAUGGGAGAAUCCAUCAACCUGGGUGGGACUGGCCGAUAUCUAUCACAUUUAGUGUCUGAGCAUUCUAAGCAUAAAUACGAAAGUUGGAUGGAUUGUCUCAGAGAGGGAUACCCGUGCUCGGUCAGUGCAAUUGACAUUCUAGAUAUCACAUCUUCCGGUGAUAUCCAACAAUGGCUCGCUACGGCCAUGACGUCUACCCUUUCCACGGAGCUGAGUGGGACUGAUUUAAUUGAUGGAACUCGGUUGAUUAUAUUCGAUUCAGGUAAUCGAAAAUACGUGCAAGACCAAGCCGGUGUCAUGUACGAUGUGGAUCCUGGCUUUUUCCGAGCUAUAAUAAUGAAUGUUGAUCGGCAUGGGCGCUACGACGUAGUCAAUCACCGUGUACCUGAGUUUCUUGCCGGUGGCCAGCCACAGUAUCUGGAUUUGGGCUACGGCUGGGCUGGUGUAAUAAUCCGUAGCAAUGACAACUGUAAUAUUGUACUCGUAUCUGCGUCGUAUUUAGAUGGUCCCUCAUCUGAAUUUGGAACGAAACGUUAUCCUGGGAGGAACAUUUACCUUGAUUGUGACAUUCUCUCUGAAAAAUACUUACGAUCUCUCCGCAAGCGUGAUAAAAGUUUCUUUGCAGAGGCACAAAAAGACCCUCUCCUUUUACUGUUACCGAUAUUAGAUAUUCACGCUACCUACUUGUACGAGCGUCUCAUUUAUGCAGAUCAAUGUUUCCGCCGGGGAAGAACAAGCCCCCAAGAGAAACUAGACCUUAUUGAAAAGGCUUGGGAUGCCCUCCGCAUGAUGAGACACGACGGCAUGGGUCCAUUGAAUUGUAUUCAACAAUAUGAUAACGACCAUAAUAACGGUAGAACUCACCACUCCGAAGAAUAUAAAAACCUAGCCAAGAGGUUCGAAUGUAUAGAAAGACAGAUAUGCCUUACAGAAACGCUAGCUCGGGACUAUUUACAACACCACAUUGGACUGUUUAGUCUUGAUGAAUCCCGUGCAUCGAUCAAACAGUCCAAGGUUGCUCUAGAAGAGAGCAGGCGGACAAAGCUAAGUAAGUGAUAUAAUAACACCUCUUCA